Messenger RNA from Cyclocybe aegerita, 1317 nucleotides. Lineage: Eukaryota; Fungi; Basidiomycota; Agaricomycetes; Agaricales; Hemipholiotaceae. The record is from the annotation of a GenBank genome assembly.
AUGAGUCAGGACAUUGCGGAGCAGAAUAUCCAGAUGUGGAAGGUCAAGAAGCUCAUCAAGAGCCUUGACUCUGCCAGAGGAGCUGGCACAUCCAUGAUCAGCCUCAUUAUACCUCCAAAGGAUCAAAUCUCUCGCGCGUCUGCGAUGUUAACGCAGGAAUAUGGAACUGCUUCGAACAUCAAGUCUCGAGUCAAUCGUCUCUCCGUGCUUGCUGCGAUCACCAGUACCCAGCAGCGCCUGAAGCUUUACAAUCGCGUGCCUCCCAAUGGCCUCGUGCUUUUCGUGGGGACGAUCUUGACGGAUGAAGGAAAGGAAAAAAAGGUGUCAUUUGACUUCGAACCUCAUAAGCCCAUCAAUACUUCGCUUUACCUCUGCGACAACAAAUUUCAUACGGAGGCUCUUUCGGAGCUCUUGGAGUCCGAUUCACGCUUCGGCUUCAUCGUUAUGGAUGGUAACGGCACCCUCUUUGGUGUCCUUUCAGGAAAUACGCGUGAAGUCAUGCACAAGUUUACUGUCGACCUGCCCAAGAAGCACGGACGUGGAGGACAAUCAGCUCUGCGUUUCUCGCGUCUUCGUGACGAAAAGCGACACAAUUAUGUGCGCAAGGUUGCCGAAUUGGCUGUACAGCAUUUCAUCACCAACGACAAGGUCAACGUGACUGGUUUGGUCCUUGCUGGAAGUGCCGAUUUCAAAACGGAACUCAGCCAGAGCGACAUGUUCGAUCAGAGGUUGGCCGCCAAGGUCAUCAAGGUCGUCGAUGUCAGUUACGGUGGUGAAAAUGGUUUCAAUCAGGCGAUUGAACUUGCUGCUGAGUCGCUUGCCAACGUCAAGUUCGUCCAGGAGAAGAGACUCAUUCAGAAGUACUUCGAUGAAAUCAGCCAGGAUACCGGACGUUACUGCUUCGGUAUUGAUGAUACUCUCAAAGCCCUCGAACUUGGUGCAGUCGAAACUCUGAUCGUUUGGGAGAACCUCGAUACGACGCGAUACGUCUUGCGCAACGCUGCUGGCGAGGAAAUCGUUGUUCACUCCAGCAAAGAACAAGAGAAGGAUCGCGAAAAGUUCAUUGACAAGUCCACAGGCCUCGAGAUGGAGCAAGCCAUCGAGCCACAAUCCCUCCUCGAGUGGUUCGCCGAAAAGUACAAGGAGUUCGGUGCCAAUCUUGAGUUCAUCACGAACCGGUCGCAAGAAGGAGCACAGUUCGUCAAGGGUUUCGGCGGUAUCGGUGGUCUGCUCCGAUAUAAGGUUGACUUCCAGAAUCUCUCCUCCGUCGAUGAUGAGGAUGAGGAUGAGUUCUACUCAGAUGAUGACAUCCUCUGA